Molecule: messenger RNA, 1280 nt
Organism: Aedes albopictus (Asian tiger mosquito)
Lineage: Eukaryota; Metazoa; Arthropoda; Insecta; Diptera; Culicidae
Product: brachyurin-like
Exons: 1
Coding region: 40-939 (299 amino acids)
Biological process (GO): proteolysis
Molecular function (GO): serine-type endopeptidase activity
Source: RefSeq, a predicted model, not a curated record
GGUGCACAUACGCAUAGUACACGUAAUCCAUAAUCCACGAUGAAAAGAAUAGCGGUAGUAUUUCUGAUAGCGUUGGUGACGGCGGCUAUCGCCUCUGACAUUGACUGGUCCAAGGUGCGCCCGAUCGAAGAAUUCGAUCACUACUGGGCACGUCUUCCGGCAGAGUUGCAAUACCUUCGCUACUCAGUUCCUAGUGCGAGAGUAACUAAUGGACGCGAAGCCAAUCCUGGGCAGUUCCCGUACCAGGUUGCUCUGGUCAUUAGCUUCAACCAAGGUAGCGGAUUGUGCGGUGGAUCCAUCAUUUCCAAUGACUACAUCCUGACGGCAGCUCAUUGCGUCCAAGGAGCCAGCGGAGGAACUGCUUUGGUUGGGGCACACAACCGACUGAACAACGAACCUUCUCAGCAGUCCAUCGUCUUCGAGCUCAGUGGAAUCACGAUACAUCCAGACUAUACCGCAAACACCAUCAGAAACGAUGUGGCGACCAUUCGUCUGACCAACUCGAUCGUGUUCAACGAUCGUGUCCAACCAAUCCGUCUUCCAAGCCCAACGGACGCGCGCACCUUCUCCGGUCGGAUAGCAACGGUAUCCGGAUUCGGACGAACUUCGGACGACAGUCCCUACACUUCCGCAGUGGUUCAAUUCGCCAGCAAUCCCAUCAUCACAUUCGCCAACUGUUUGGACCAGUGGAACAAUGCAAUGCACGUGAUUCAGACGCAGAAUAUCUGUCUGUCGGGAUAUGGUGGUCGAUCGUCCUGCAAUGGAGACUCCGGAGGCCCGCUGACGGUGCAGGAAGACGGCGAAAGCCUUCAGGUGGGAGUGGUAUCGUUCGGAUCUUCGGCUGGUUGUGCUAUCGGACGGCCUUCGGUCUAUGCUCGGGUGACGCACUUCUUGGACUGGAUCUUGGAGAACUCCGACGUUGGAGAACAAGUAGCUUAGGCAGUGGUUUAAUAAAAAAAAAAUGUUUCUCACAGUUUUUAAAGGUUGUUUUAAAGUUUAAACCUUAUUUAAGCAUGUGCUAUAAAAAAAACUGGUUCCCACUUAAUUCUAUCAAAUUAUCGGGGUACUUUCAGCUUUCGCGUUUCUAACCUUUAAUAAUAUAGAAAAAUAUCUUUCAUUAAAAUGAGAAAUUUAAAUUCGGUGAACCCAAACGACACUUCAUUAACCAUGAUUUGGUUCGCAGAGUGCUUCAACGAGCGGAAUUCCUAUUGACCAAUUUCUCAAAAAGGUGCUCAGAUACACAGGCAUUGCAUACUACAAAAAUAAAAAUAAAAAUGACA